Molecule: messenger RNA, 831 nt
Organism: Periophthalmus magnuspinnatus
Lineage: Eukaryota; Metazoa; Chordata; Actinopteri; Gobiiformes; Gobiidae
Gene: myoz2a
Product: myozenin 2a
Exons: 5
Coding region: 11-829 (272 amino acids)
Cellular component (GO): actin cytoskeleton; Z disc
Molecular function (GO): FATZ binding; telethonin binding; actin binding
Source: RefSeq, a predicted model, not a curated record
GGGUUGUGCCAUGUCGCAGUUUUGUACCAUGACGACCAGCGAGAGGAAGUUCCAUGCUGCAGCCAUCUGUAGAGAGGUGCAAGGGCAGGACGAUUUAGAGAUAGACCUGGGGAAGAAGGUUAGCGUGCCCAAAGACAUCAUGCUGGAGGAGCUGUCCCUGGCGUCAAACCGAGGCUCCAGGCUCUUCAAGAUGAGACAGAGACGAUCGGAGAAAUACACUUUUGAGAGCAUCCAGAAUACCACCAACAUGCAGCUCAAUAGCGCUAUCAUUUCUCAGACUGUGGAUCAGCAGACUUCAGAAGUACAAAGCAGCGAGACCAACUGCAUCGAAGACGACUCCAUGGCAACAAGAACGGUCCCAAACCCAGACACCAUCGCCCCAGGUUACAAUGGUCCCAUGAAAGAGCUCCCUCCUGAGAAGUUCAACAGCACCGCCGUCCCAAAGUCUUACCACUCUCCAUGGCACCAGGCCAUCAUCAGUGACCCUGCUCUGGCUGAUACACUCACCACUCACAUGCCCGAACCGGACCAGCAGCCCGAUAGACCUGUGUACAAGUGUUUUAACAGAGUGGCGACCCCCUUUGGCGGGUUCGGCAGGACGUCCAGCCCGGUGCCCCCCGCCCGGUCGCUCCCAGUGGACGUGGCCCUCCCAGACUUCCCCGAGCUCCAGGCCAUGACCUCCGCUGCCUCCGCCGCCGCCGCCACUGCACCCCUCGACAGACCCUCCUUCAACAGAGCCGCAUCAGGGUGGGUGUCGUCCAACCAAUGCCCCGCCCCCAUCAUCAACUUAACCCAGCCAGACUUCAUCCCCGAAUCUGACGAGCUAUGAAC